Molecule: messenger RNA, 1652 nt
Organism: Ilex paraguariensis (yerba mate)
Lineage: Eukaryota; Viridiplantae; Streptophyta; Magnoliopsida; Aquifoliales; Aquifoliaceae
Source: the annotation of a GenBank genome assembly
CCAUUCUCUCCACAACCUCUGCAAACUCCCACAACUCAAGUUUUCCGCCUCGGACAAUGGCGGUGACUUCCAGAUCAGGACGGACGUCAGAUCUCCAAAUGCCGAAGAAAUGGAAAGAGAGAGAAACCAGCCCUGAACGCAACAUAGUCUGGACGGAACCUCCCAAUAACAAACUAAAGGUCGAGCGAAAGGUCCCCGUCGUUUACUACCUCUCUAGAAACGGCCAGCUCGAACACCCUCAUUUUAUGGAGGUCCCUCUCUCUUCCCCCGAAGGUCUCUAUCUCAGAGAUGUGAUCAACCGCUUGAAUUUCCUUCGUGGAAAAGGCAUGGCUAGCAUGUAUUCCUGGUCUUCCAAACGGAGCUAUAAAAACGGAUUCGUCUGGCACGAUUUAGCCGACAACGAUUUCAUAUACCCAGCGCACGGCCAAGAGUACGUUCUUAAAGGAUCCGAGCUUCUGGAAACUCCAUUGAUCUCAAAAUCCGAUGAAACUGUAUCUUCCAGCAAGAAAAAAGAACUUCCGGAGAAUACAAAAUCACCAGAUGACUUCGAUUUUCCGGUGCUGGCCAGACGGAGGAGAAACCAGUCCUGGAGUGCAAUCGACCUCCAUGAGUACAAAGUCUACAAGGCCGAGUCCACCGGAGAGUCUGCGGGAAGAGCUGCCGCCGACGCAUCGACUCAAACAGACGAUAAACGACGUCGUCGCAGACCAAUCAGAGAAGUCGAAGAAGAAGAAGAGAUCGAAGACAAAAAUAAGGAACCGUAUCAGAAUCACAGUACAGAACUCAAUAGAGACGAGAUCUCUCCACCACCGUCCGAUUCAAGCCCCGAAACCCUGGAAACGCUAAUGAAAGCGGACGGCAGACUGAUCAUACCGUCAGACACCGAUGAUCCGACGGCUAAUAAUCAUCCAAAUGGAAGGCUCAAGGCGAGUUCCGUUUUAAUGCAGUUGAUAUCCUGCGGUUCUGUAUCGUUUAAGGACUGUGGGCCAGGCAAUGGUAAAGAUGGCCAGGGAUUCUCCUUGAUUUCGUACUAUAAAUCCAGAUUGCCACGUGGAGGGAGGUCGAAUCAGGUGGGAAAGGACGUAGAGUGUGCUCUGGUGCACAACACUAGAGUAGAACUGGAGGAUAAGGAGUACUUUAGUGGGAGCUUAAUAAUAGAGACAAGGAAGGACGAAUUUCCAGCUUUAAAGAGAUCUUCCUCUUACAAUGCAGAUCGGAGCUCACAUUUGGAAGUGGAGGUGAAACAGAGAGAGGGAGUAUCAGCAAAAUGCAUUCCAAGAAAGCUAAAGAACCAGUCCAAUAUGAAGGAAAGCAGUAACGACGCACCAGUGAUGGGCUGAUAGUCAACCCUUUAGUAAAUAAAUAGUGGCCCAACCAUUACAUUAGAAGAUCAUAAUGCAAAGUACUUAUUAAAGCAUCGUUUUUUUUUUCUCUCUCCUAUGUGGUUUUGACUUACCUGUCACGGAACGGCACGGCACAUAGGUUGAAGUUAAGGCUUGUGGGGGCUUUCACAAAGCUCUUUUUGUUGAAACUUGUAAAGAGUUGUCUUGUAGCAUUUUGGAGCUUGUGCCUGCAUGAAAAUUUUUCUACAUUAAGAGUCGGUGCUUUGGUAGUUGAGGUGUCUUGAUUUGCACUAACUUUUUUGAUUUUUG